GUCCUGGACUCGGAGAAUCUAGCUGCAUCCCGCUCGACAAUCGGUCUUGUCAAACCGCUUACUACCUCGACGGUCUUUUGAGGACGAAAUAGUUCCCAAUGGCCAGUCUAGUCGCAAUCCUCGACCUGAAGGGCAAGCCGCUCAUCCAGCGGUCGUACCGCGACGAUGUCCCCCCGUCGUAUAUCGAACGCUUUCUACCUAUCGUGCUCGACCUCGAGGAGGAGGGCCAUCAGGUUACACCGUGCUUCACGCGCGAAGGAAUCAACUACAUGCACAUCCGACAUUCAAACUUGUAUCUGCUCGCGCUGUCGAAGCGCAACAGCAACGCGGCGGAGAUCAUCCUAUUUCUGCACCGACUGGUGCAGGUCCUCGUCGAGUACUUCAAGGAGCUCGAGGAGGAGUCGAUCCGCGACAACUUUGUCAUCAUCUACGAGCUGCUGGACGAGAUGAUGGACUUUGGGUACCCGCAGACGACGGAGAGCAAGAUCCUCCAGGAGUACAUCACGCAAGAGUCGUACAAGCUGGAGGUGCAGGUCCGGCCGCCAAUAGCGGUCACGAAUGCCGUGUCGUGGCGAUCAGAGGGGAUCCGGUACCGCAAGAACGAAGUCUUCCUGGACGUCAUCGAGAGUGUCAAUCUGCUUGUCAACGCAAAUGGAAACGUCGUUCGCUCAGAGAUUCUGGGGGCGGUCAAGAUGAAGUGCUACCUGUCCGGCAUGCCGGAGCUCCGCCUGGGCCUGAACGAUAAAGUGAUGUUCGAGACGACAGGGCGAACUGCGCGGGGGAAGGCGAUCGAGAUGGAGGACGUCAAGUUCCACCAGUGCGUGCGGCUCUCGCGCUUCGAGAACGACCGCACGAUCUCGUUCAUCCCGCCCGACGGCGAGUUCGAGCUGAUGAGCUACCGCCUGUCGACGCCCGUGAAGCCGCUCAUCUGGGUGGAGGCGGCGGUCGAGCACCACAAGGGCAGCAGGGUGGAGUACAUGGUCAAGGUCAAGGCGCAGUUCAAGCGGCGGAGCACGGCCAACAACGUCGAGAUCUACGUCCCCGUGCCGGACGACGCGGACACGCCGAAGUUCCGGGCGUCGACGGGCGCGGUGCAGUACGCCCCGGACAAGAGCGCAUUCGUGUGGAAGAUCAAGCAGCUCGGCGGCGGCCGCGAGUUCCUCAUGCGCGCGCACUUUGGCCUGCCGAGCGUGCGAGGAGAGCAAGACAGCAUGGACAAGCGCGCGCCGAUCACGGUCAAGUUCGAGAUCCCGUACUUCACCGUGUCGGGCAUCCAGGUGCGCUACCUCAAAAUUGUCGAGAAGAGCGGGUACCAGGCGCUUCCGUGGGUGCGGUACAUCACGCAGAACGGCGACGAUUAUAGCUUGCGGACGGCACUGGAGAAGGGCAGCGCCCCAAUCGUGCCGAUGUAA
Molecule: messenger RNA, 1412 nt
Organism: Postia placenta MAD-698-R-SB12
Lineage: Eukaryota; Fungi; Basidiomycota; Agaricomycetes; Polyporales; Adustoporiaceae
Exons: 8
Coding region: 99-1412 (437 amino acids)
Biological process (GO): vesicle-mediated transport; intracellular protein transport
Cellular component (GO): clathrin adaptor complex; clathrin-coated vesicle
Molecular function (GO): clathrin-cargo adaptor activity
Source: RefSeq, a predicted model, not a curated record